UUCCUUGUAGGCUGGAGGGUGGAAGGGAACCGAAGGGAAGUCCCGCCUUUGCCGCACCACCGACGCCGCGGACACUACCGUGCACCUGGCCUGGUCCCGGAGGGCUGGGCAGGUGAGUAAGGGCCUCGAUCUGAUUGCGGAGCUGCCAUGAUUGAAGUGGUAGCUGAGCUGAGCCGAGGUCCUGUGUUUCUGGCUGGGGAGGUGCUUGAGUGUAUGGUGACGGUCACCAACCCCCUUCCCCCCACAGCCACUUCAGCAUCCAGUGAGGCUUUGGCAUGGGCCAGUGCCCAGAUCCACUGCCAGUUACAUGCCAGUGAGAGUCGAGUAGCCCUGCCUCCCCCUGACUCCAAUCAGCCAGAUGUGCAGCCUGACAGCCAGACCGUGUUUCUGCCACAUCGAGGUGAAAGAGGUCAGUGUAUUCUUUCUACUCCACCAAAAAUUCUGUUCUGUGACCUGAGGCUGGACCCGGGGGAGUCCAAAUCAUACUCCUACAGUGAAGCACUGCCCAUAGACGGACCACCCUCCUUUCGAGGUCAGUCAGUCAAGUAUGUCUACAAGCUGACCAUUGGCUGCCAGCGCGUCAACUCACCCAUCACUUUGCUCAGGGUCCCUUUGAGGGUUCUUGUGCUUACUGGCCUGCAAGAUGUCUGGUUUCCCCAGGAUGAGGCUGUAGCCCCAUCCAGUCCUUUCUUGGAAGAGGAUGAAGGAGGGAAGAAGGAUUCAUGGCUGACCGAGCUUGCCGGGGAGCGCCUUAUGGCUACCACAUCCUGCCGCAGCCUCCAUCUGUACAAUAUCAGUGAUGGCCAAGGGAAGGUUGGGACAUUUGGCAUCUUCAAAUCUGUAUACAGACUCGGUGAGGACGUGGUGGGGACCUUGAACUUAGGAGAAGGAACCGUAGCUUGUUUACAGUUUUCCGUGAGCUUGCAGACUGAAGAGCGUGUUCAGCCUGAGUACCAGCGGCGCCGGGGGGCAGGAGGUGUCCCCUCUGUGUCCCAUGUAACUCAUGCGCGCCACCAGGAGUCCUGCCUGCACACCACCAGGACCAGCUUCUCCCUCCCGAUCCCGCUCAGCUGUACCCCAGGCUUCUGCACAGCCAUCGUGUCCCUGAAGUGGAGAUUGCAUUUUGAAUUUGUGACCUCGCGAGAGCCCGGUUUGGUGCUCCUUCCCCCCAUGGAACAGUCUGAGCCUGCUACCUGGACAGGUCCUGAGCAAGUGCCUGUGGACACCUUCAGCUGGGACCUCCCCAUCAAGGUGCUGCCUACAAGCCCCACCCUGGCCUCGUACGCUGCCCCAGGCCCCAGCACCAGCACCAUAACCAUCUGAAACUGUCCCCUUGUUUUCCUUGGCAGCAGCUUCUUCAGGAUGCUGAGAAACUCAAUCCCUCGACUGUAGGAGUAGGACCCACUCUUUCCAUCUGGGGGACCAGUGGCACAGAUAAUGAGAGGCAGGCCUUCAGCUGUAGCAUUAAUUUAUUGACUCAGAAAUGAACAGGCAGCUGUUAGUGGUUUCCCUGGAAGUGGCAGCAGAAGUCAGCAGUCA
Messenger RNA from Ochotona princeps (American pika), 1539 nucleotides. RefSeq names its product RGP1 homolog, RAB6A GEF complex partner 1 (gene RGP1). The coding region runs from base 148 to 1323 and encodes 391 amino acids. Gene Ontology annotation, cellular component: Golgi membrane; Ric1-Rgp1 guanyl-nucleotide exchange factor complex. The record is from RefSeq and is a predicted model, not a curated record. Lineage: Eukaryota; Metazoa; Chordata; Mammalia; Lagomorpha; Ochotonidae. Gene Ontology annotation, biological process: retrograde transport, endosome to Golgi. The transcript is spliced from 9 exons.